Messenger RNA from Cuscuta campestris, 1034 nucleotides. The record is from the annotation of a GenBank genome assembly. NCBI's taxonomy places the organism in Eukaryota, Viridiplantae, Streptophyta, Magnoliopsida, Solanales, Convolvulaceae.
CAUCCCCAAGGGCCACUCACCAUCACUCCCUUCCCUCCUCCCAAAGAAAAUCCCCAAAGCCAAACAAAACGACCUUCGCCACCUCUUUCCACUUCAGCCAUGUCAAAUGAAUCCCAAACUAUGUCCCAUGAAGAGCUCAUUGCCUCAAAUAUAGCCUUGAAAGCCCAAGUAGAGUACUUGGCUAAAGAGGUAGCCAAGCUUACGAAGAUGAAGCUCAACGAGCUCCAAGGAAGUGACCGUGAAGAAGAAGUUAGCUCUAGUGGAACCAUGAAGCCUAAAGCCAAUGAAGGUUCUGACUUCAAAGUUGACAUCCCAACUUUUGAAGGGAAGAACGACCCGGACGAGUUCCUUGAGUGGCUAGAAACAGUGGAACGCGUCUUUGACUUCAAAGAUGUUUCCGACGAAAAGAAGGUCAAGAUAGUGGCCUUAAAGUUCCGGAAGUAUGCAUCAACCUGGUGGACUAAUACGUGCACCAAGAGGAGAAGAAACGACAAGGAGCCAGUGUCUACGUGGAUAAAGAUGAGGUCCCUUCUAAAGAAGAAGUUUUUACCCGCCGAAUAUGUUCGUGAGAAUUUUGCUAAGCUCCAAACGCUUAGGCAAGGAGAACUGUACCAAGAGGAAGAAAUUCACAUACCUUAUGCUACCGGGCAGAGGGAGUCGGAGAACCUCACCAAAUUCUUGAUGAGGUGGAGGGAAGAAGUCAACAAUGUGGAAGAGAUAGACGACAAGACGAUGUUGUCGCUCUUUCUGAGCGGCCUCAAGGCCGGGGAGCUGUAUAAAGAAUUUUGCAGGAGACUCCCUGCACCUACCAGGAAGCCUACAACAUGGCAUGGGAAUUUGCUGAAGUAGAAGAUCAGUACCACGCAAAGAAAGAAUAAGCCCGGUCUAGAAGGUGAUAGACACAACCAAGCUGGCUCGAGCGACCCCCAACCUCAUGGUGACCUGGUCAUAAGUGAGGUUUGGGGUGAGAAGUGCUAUGAAGUCCAAAAUCUAGAAAAAGAAGGUCAAGAAUGGUCCCGGGUAGAUAGGUAUUG